UCGACAUGCUCUCCCCGCUCUCUUGGCAAUCUGUCUCGACUCUCCUUCCCAGGGAACUUGGAAUUGCCUGCCGGUGCACACUUAUCAGCCCAGGUGUCCGAUUAUCCUGGUGGAGAGCACUGCCACACCAACUUGCUCGUAAUUUUGCCCCCUCAGCGACGUCCAAAGCGUCGCGCCGGAGUAACUGACAGAAAUACAGCGGAUACAUCGAACUGUGAGGACAUGGAGCACUCUUUCUUCUGCAACGCCGGUGAAGCCGAAUCCGUGGUCGGGUGAAAGGGUCGCGCAGUAUCGGUCGAUAUCAGAUAUCAGGGUUGGAGUAUCAGCGGGCCAGGCCAGCCUCACUCGCUCUCCCACUGUGGUGCCGAACGCCGGGUCUCAAGACAGCUACAGGCACGACCACCGUUGCGCAGGCCUCACCCUACUGUCGCCCUCUCCCUUCCCUCACUCCCUGACGAAGGUGUCCUCGCCCACAUCCACUCCACAUGGCUCUCAUCGUCGCUUACGUGACUUAGCCUCUAGACACCCGCCUGCCACCGCAUCACCUUUAUAACCUGCCUCGUCUUGACCCUCCCCAACCCGCACCCAAACGCCACCCACAGCGAGGAGUCUUAAGGUGAUGUGCGCCCAUCCAGGUGUGCCGGGAGUGGCGUCUACAUUACUGGCUCGUUCACUGGGUGCUGCCUGGAGGUGUCGGUGCGUGCGACGUGAGGGACACGGGAGCGAGGAUUGUGUGUGUCUGGAAGUCUUGGAGGCACCAGUGCCUGCCGCCGCCGCCGCCACCUUCGCCUGUCGCGCCGCGCCACCCACCACACUCUCUUGACAGCUCCGCGGCCCGCUCCCACCCCUCACCGCCGGCCACUACUCCCGACCCCCCGUCCGCCAAUAGUGCCAACCUCACUUGCGAACGUUCCUUUUGUGUUCCUCGUACUUCUGAUAAAAUUAUAUAAGUGUUAUGUAAGAAAAUUGGAACUACUUUUGGUUAACAAUGGAAAUUAUGAACAUUUUGUACAUAUAGUGGAUGUUGUAUCUUGAAAGUAUAGUUGAACCAUUUGCAGUAGUGAACCAGUGCCAUCCGCGAAUAAAAAAAAAAGAAAGUAACUUUGAAAGAUUCACUCAUGACCCUGCGGGUGGCGGAAAGCUCCUGUCUCCAACAAUACGAUUGCUUCGCCUCCACUACAAGACCAGUGUUACUCGACGUGAUGAACAUGCAACAAGUGACGUGCUCUUAGUGUGUCCCGACUUUAGAGGAGAUUAGAGAACGGAGGGGAAAGGACAAUUAAGAUGACGGAAAAGACACCACUUCACUGAGAGAGAGAGAGAGAGAGAGAGAGAGAGAGAGAGAGAGAGAGAGAGAGAGAGAGAGAGAGAGAGAGAGAGAGAGAGAGAAUCCCAGUUAUACCUAUUACUAAAAGGGUCAAAAAAGGGAGACCGUGGCGGUGUCAGUGCCGAGCAGAGCCUAUGAGCGGGCGUCUGAGGUUAAGUAAAACCUUGUUUUUUGAGGGAGGGAGUGUGCAGCCCUUCUGCCCUCCUUGGUGGAUUUGCUCCUGGCUCAGCGAGGAAACACCGUCACACCGACCGCCGGUGCACAAAUGCUUCACGUAAAUCACUGCAUGCGUACAGAGUAUGAUCUGUAGUGAACAAACAACAUCCGAGACCACUGUGUACUGUGACAGUGUGUAGUGAGUGUGCGUCCGCUGCAUCCGAAGCGUGGUAUCAGGUGAUGACGCCAGGACCUUACUCCUCCCCGCCCGGAAAACCCACGGCCCACCACCCCGUCCCUGAGUCCGGCCGCGAUCUGCACACACCGGCCCACGCACGUCUUCCGGAGUAUAUCGCUUCCUCGCAGUGAACUGUGCCUUCUGUCUUCUCUUCCUUCUCCCCACGUCUUCGUGUAGGAAAUCACCGCCAUGAACAACAACAACGUGAAUCCCAACACGCCCAUGGCGGCAGACAGCCUCGCCCUGGACACCGGUCUGCCCGCUGCUGGCGUGAGCGGGGGUGUGGGUAUGGGCGUGGGGAUCGUGACGAGCGGCUCCACGCGGCGCACCUCGCGGGUAUGGCGCUACUUCGGUAUGGUGGACAAUUGCCACUACAUCUGUCGUUUGUGUUCCUUCGUGGGUGCCUACACCAACACCACCAACAUGAGGAAACACAUCCAGCACCACCACCCCGAGAGGUUCCAGGACAUCUUGGACCACACUCGCCCCACCUCACGCCCUUACUUCGCCGGCUGUCUGCCCCGCCUCCGUCAACCUCUGCAGUACCAACAGCACAGCCAGACCCACCACUACUCCACGAGCCUGCUCUACCCUACUCCCAUGCCCUCCAAGAGAGCGAUGCUCAACAAGCCAAGUGAGAUGCCCUACCUGCACGGGGACAUGAGGAGUGACUUGGACCGCAACCUGAACGUGUCCUCGCAUGACUGUUCCGUGGCGGCAGCGGCCCAGGCGGCGGCGGCGGUCACUUGUCAGGCCUCGGUGCAGGAGCCCGCAGCCAACUCUUCCUACUCGUCUGUGAUGGGCCACACUGCUCUCUCCGCACCAGAGCCUCCAAUAAACAUGUGCGAGAUGAGCCCCGAGGAGUCAAAGUUAGUGAAGCAGCUGCUCCCCGCCCUGGCUGAGGCCACCGACUCUUCCACGGACACAGACACACCCUCGAGAGGUCUGCAGACGGCGGAGGAUCGGUCAGGCAGCGAAUUCAGCCACCAUAACAGCGAUGACGCGCCCAUCCCAGUGUCUCCCGAGCAUUUCCUUUCGGAGGGAAACGAUCAGGAUGAGGCCACGCCAGUACCUCCUACACCUAACCAGCAACAUAAGCCAGAGAGUUACCAGCUCCGGCACAACAACCACCUGACCAUUGUGCUGGAGGCCCUGGCCCGUGACGAGUCCUUCAUGGACGUGACGCUCACAGCACAGGGGCGCUCCCUCAAGGCACACAAGUCAGUGCUGUCAGCAGUUAGUUCAUACUUUCGAGGGGUGCUGCGAGACAACCCCUGCCAGCACCCGAUCAUCAUCAUGCCCAGGGAUGUACGCUUUGAGGAACUCUACAGCAUCGUCAACUAUAUAUACAAGGGGGAGAUGACUGUAGCAGCAGAGGACCUAACAUCCCUUCUGAAAACAGCAGAGAUCCUCCAAGUCUCAGGGCUGGCUCCUUCAGACUCAUCUGCCACAGUGAAUCCUCAGACUGAACCCUUAUCAAUGGGCAAUGUUCGUUCCUCGUCAAAUUCUUCCUCCUCUGUAUCAUCCUGCUCCAACAUUCCUCCAGUGUCAAGAGCAUCAAAGCCUAUCAAAAUUCCAUCCCAGAGCCAAUCAACACCACCUGCUCGGCCAAAAUCAAUAGAGAGCAUGAUAAAUCCUGCCGACUUCAUUGAUGUGGACAUGACUUGUGUAAAAGAGGAAGUGGUAAGUGAAGGAGAGGAAGAGAAAGAUGAACAUUCAAGCAAAAAGCAAUGUACCCAGCCCGCAGAGUGUUCCCAGCCAUCAGACAACACCCAACAAACAACACAGUGUUCCCAGCCAUCACAAUGCUCCCAACCCACAGAAACUGAAGCCAAAGACGAUGACGAAGCCACUAAUCAAGUUAUAUUAGGUUUUCCCUCACCUGAUGAACAAAGUUUUGAGCAGCCAAUACCAUCAACUAGUUCACAUGAAGCAGAAUUUCGAUCCCUUGGUGUAAAGUCUGACCCAGAAAAAGGAUUUAACUCACAUGCAGCCAAACCAACUGAUAACCCUCAGCCACUUCAGUGCCCUCAUUGUGAAGAACAGUAUCGGGAUGUUGAAAGCAUUGACUCUCAUUUAAGGAUCAAGCAUCCCACCAAACCAAGUUUUACGUGCAAAUGCGGGCGUAUAUUUACCAGGCAAAUACACCACCAAGCACACACCAGAAUGUGUCCAAACUCAUCUUGAACUGGUUUAUUAAUCAAAAUGAUCAGUGACUGUACUAAAUUUAUUAGUAUGGUGAUCUUAUAAAAUAUUAAGAGGCAUUAAUGGUUUAAAGCGUUAUUGAUGCACAUCUGAAUGUCGCAAAAUAACUGGAAGUAAAAACUAAACGUAAAAUCAAAAUACACUGAAGGGUUUGAGGACUGUGAUCAAACUCUCAAUGGUUACCAUAUAGGGACAUCACAAUAUUGGGGUAAAAAAUUUAAAUUCCUGACAAUAUGGGCAAUUUUGUGUAUAUAUCAAAUUACUGUAUCAAAAUAAACCAUGACAGUCAUUAUGAAGAAAGAGGUUAAAGUAUUUGUUAAGUCUGUGGCACUUUGAAUUGUAUAUAUAUAACGAAUAAUUUAAGAUUUUCUUUUUCAUGGUAGUGUGUGUGUGUGUGUGUGUGUGUGUGUGUGUGUGUGUGUGUGUGUGUGUGUGUGUGUGUGUGUGUGUGUGUGUGUGUGUGUAUCAGUGUCAUAUAUAUAAAUUUAACAGCAA
Messenger RNA from Scylla paramamosain (green mud crab), 4421 nucleotides. RefSeq names its product zinc finger and BTB domain-containing protein 44-like. The transcript has 6 exons. The record is from RefSeq and is a predicted model, not a curated record. Gene Ontology annotation, molecular function: DNA binding; protein binding. Lineage: Eukaryota; Metazoa; Arthropoda; Malacostraca; Decapoda; Portunidae. Gene Ontology annotation, cellular component: nucleus. Gene Ontology annotation, biological process: regulation of transcription by RNA polymerase II. The coding region runs from base 1911 to 3908 and encodes 665 amino acids.